Messenger RNA from Culex quinquefasciatus (southern house mosquito), 5361 nucleotides. RefSeq names its product adenylate cyclase type 10. Bases 26 to 5212 code for a protein of 1728 amino acids. Gene Ontology annotation, cellular component: cytoplasm. Gene Ontology annotation, molecular function: adenylate cyclase activity. Gene Ontology annotation, biological process: cyclic nucleotide biosynthetic process; intracellular signal transduction. NCBI's taxonomy places the organism in Eukaryota, Metazoa, Arthropoda, Insecta, Diptera, Culicidae. The transcript has 21 exons. The record is from RefSeq and is a predicted model, not a curated record.
AGGAAUUUCAAACGAGCGGCACAAAAUGAUGGAAAUACUGCCAUUAUCGGAGUCCGACCGGGGAAUCUCCCGAUUGCAACAGGCGAUCGACAAGGAACUGUUCAUAUCUCGUUGUAGGAAUCGUUUAAAAGGGAAAAAGAAUCUUCAAAAGUACCUCCCGGAACGGUCCAGCUUCCUGUACGCAAUCCUGGGCGGCCAGAGCGGAAACCUGAACCUGCGAACGAACGUGUACAAGGAUUUUCUGGGCGAGUCGGAUCGGUCGGACGAACUGAAGAACAAGGUGAUCAGCUCGAUGAUUCCGGACGAGGUGUUGUGCAGCGCCCGGGACUACCGGCCGCGCCGCUUCAUGACGGCGAUGAUGUUUGCCGACAUUUCCGGCUUCACCGACCUCUCGGAAAAGUUCAACGAACCGGGCAAGGGCGGCGCCUCCAAGCUGUCCCAGGUGUUGAACUCCUAUCUCGGCGCGAUGGUCCAGGAGAUCCUGUCGCAUGGCGGCGACAUCCUCAAGUUUUCCGGCGAUGCGUUCCUGGUGCUGUUCAAGGUGACGCAGUCGAUCUCACUGCCGGACGCGACCCACCGGGCCAUCGACACGGCCAUCAUCAUCCAGCGCUCGUUUGGGGCGUACGAAACCGAGGUGGGCGUCACGCUGCGGGUCAAGAUUGCCAUCUCGGCCGGCGAGGUUUACUUUUCGUUGAUUGGGACGGAACGCUUCUCGCACUACAUCGUCAUUGGGCAGCCCGUGUGGAAGGUCAAGCUGGCGGAGCGGAUCGCUGAGGCCGGGGACAUUGUGGUCAAUCAUUAUGCUUGGACCUACAUCCACGACAACGAGUACAUCUCGGAAGCGUGCGAAGACAAGGUGCACUUCAAGAUCAAGGGAUUCACAAGCAACUGGCGGUCGACGCAGCGGUUGAACAUCUUUGACAUUCUGCAGAACGAUCUGGAUCUGGACGAGAGCAACUCGGAGUUGAUGCUGGGUGACGACGAGAUGAAGUUUGACAGUGAAACGCUGGAGAUAAGACCAAGUUUGAAGCACGUGGGAUCUCGAGCAAUGUCGUCAUCCCUGCGAAGAUUCAUGAUCAAACCGAUUCUGUUCGCGAUCGACGCGCAAGAACCGCUGGAAUUUCUAACCGAAAUGCGUCAAAUUGUGACGGUCUUCUUGAACAUUGUUCUGAAACCUAAGGAAGUAACGCUUGUGAUUGAGGAGAUCAAGACGAUUUUCACGUCACUUUGCUCACUCGUAGAUCGUUACGAAGGCACCGUCAACAAAGUGUCGCUGUUCGACAAGGACGUAAUGUUUCUGAUCAUUUUCGGACUUCGCGGGAACAAGCACGACCUGGACUGCCAGUUGGCGUUGCGUUGUGCGGCCGAAAUUCGCGAUCAAUACCGGUCCAACGCCCGGGUCCUGUCGGCAUCGAUCGGAGUCACGACGGGGGUGAGCUAUUGCGGAGUCGUGGGUCACUUUGUCCGCCGCGAGUACUCGGUCAUUAGCGUGACGGUCAACAAGGCGGCUCGGCUUAUGAUGGCCUACCCGAAAAAGGUGACCUGCGACAAGGACACGUUUAUGAUGAGCAAGCUGGAUCCGGUGCACUUUACGCUGCAGGAGGCGAUCGAGCUGAAGGGCUUGCAGAACGUCGGACCGAUCUAUGAGUUCAAGGAGAUUAUACCGGAGCGUGAAAUGGUGAAACCCGUCGAGUACCACUUUCCGAUUGUGGGCCGCGACGAGAUCCUGGAGGUGUUCCAAGAAAUGCUCGAAGACGGCAUGUUUUUGACAGAGCACUUGAUCGCGGACGGUGGGGCCAACAUUGGAAGCUACACAAACCAGAGCUGUUUGCUGAUCCGGGGCAAGGCUCAAAUGGGCAAGACUCGACUGCUGAACGAGCUGUUCCAUCUGGCGUUGAAGAACAAGAAGAUUAGCGCGCUCAGACUGACGUUGACCAUGGCGGAUUCGAAGAAACCUUUCUCGGCCGCAAAUCUUUACUUGUCAAGACCGUUGGGUUUCACCGAAACCAUCACGAGAAUUACGCGUCAAAAACGGAUCGAGCAAUAUUUGGCGGAACACAAUUUGCAACCUCAACUCGCUCUUCUAAAUGAUAUUCUUGAUGUUGAAUUCCCUCAAACGGAAAUCCUUCGCAUGAUGAACAAAUCCGAACAAGAAGCGAUGCGCCGCAAGUUGUUUGGACUGCUGUGCGAAAAGGCGUUCCAAAACUUGUGGGUGUUGAUCAUCGACGAUGUCGAGUACAUGGACGAGGAGUCGUUCGAAAUGUUUGACAUUUUGUGGAGGAUGCCCCAGAUGAUAACGGUGCUGGCGAUGGGAUAUCAGCGCCGGCUGCAGCCCCAGCACGAGAACUUUUUCGUAAAUCCCCACGUGUGCCAACUCAAGUUGACGCCGAUUGACACGUUGCUGCACAAGGCGAUCGCGUGCCAGUUUCUGAACGUCAACGCAAUUCCACUCGAUCUGGAACGAGCAAUUCACGUAAUGAGCAACGGCAAUCCCGGCUGGAUCAACACGAUGAUGAUCUCGCUGAAGCAGAGUGGUCUGUUACGCAUUGUCCGGAUGGGCUCCUUUGAGGCCCAGGCCAAGGGUUAUGUAUUUUGCGAAGGGAACUACCUGCUAAGGACCAGCACCCGGUCGACGAUGUCGCUGCGGCUGAGCAACAGUGACUGGGAUCUGUUUGAAACGUGCUGCGACGACGAUCAGUUCCUGCCGUUUGCCCACUCUAACUUCUCCACCAAGCUGGUAGACGUGGCUUGUUUGAAGGGUAGUAUCGACGCCCUGCACUACGUACCCGCCACCAGCCAGGACGCUUUCCUGUUGAUGCUGUACGACUCGCUGUCGUCCUACGAGCAGUACGUUUGCAAAUGCGCCGCCGUUCUUGGCGAAAAAUUUUUGCGGGCGGCACUGAUGUUCGUUAUUGCUCAAGACAACGAGCGAGAUGUAGCCGUCGCCAUCAAAAAACUAUUUGACCUUCGGAUAUUGUCCUGCGCCAUCGGGGACUUUGGCACAGGGUUCAGCCUGUACCAGCGGAAUGUAAACACGGACAAGCUGGAAGCGAAUACGUGCGGCUGUACGAAUCUGACGAUCUCCAGAGCUUGCCGCGAUCUGCCGCGAUACGCCGCGUGUGGGUACUCGAAAUUUCAUUCUAAUUUAUUCCACCAGACUGUCUACAAUCUGCUGACGGAGGAGCAAAAGACCGAGUUCCACAGCCGAGCCCUAACGUUUGUAGAACGUGAGACGACCAAGUGUGGUCCCUGCGGAGGGGGCCCGUUCCGCAACUUGAUCUCCACCGAUGAUCAGUUUGAAGUUGUUAUGGGUUUUCAACGGCGGCGGGACUCCGAUCUGAUGGGCAGGAAUCAACUGUACCGGAGUGGAGAAAGUGGAUUCUCUAUUCAGUCCAGUCAGUGUCCUCCCAACCCGUUGGACUGUCUGUGGUGGCGCAAGGGCGACUUUACUACGGGGAGUAGAGUUCCGAUUCUAAGCUAUCGGGAGUUUAACUUUAGCCAGUGCCGUUGCCACACUAUCGAGUAUUCGAUGUACAAAGAGAUAGUGUUUCACAGUCACGGCGCAGGACUGACGGAACGCCACGUGGAGGCUCAAAUUGAGUGGGCGAACUGCUGCAUCCGGAUUGCAAACAUCCCGAAGGCGAUCCAGAUGCUGAACAGUGUGAAGAAUCAAAUUCAGGAGAUUGACCGUCCGGACAACAUUGCUCUGACGACCUACCUGAAGGGUAGACUGUUCACACUGCUAGGGGUUUGCCGGUUGGAGAUCAAACAGUACACUCUUGCAGCGAAACACUUUUACCGUGCCGCGGAGAUUCUCGGAAUGCCGUUUCCAAAGUCAGAAAAAUCCGCCACGAUCCGCUUCAAGCUGCUGUUCUGCAAGGUGAAAAAGAUGGUCCGCAAGCGGGAGCUGCUCGCGCCGAAGCGUCCCAAGUCGGUCUGGUACGUGCUGAUUUCGUCCCAGCUGUCCUCCUGCUUCGGCGGGAUGUUCAACAUGUUCCGCAAGCUAACCCAGUGGAAGUUUGCCCAGCUGGCAGCCGUGUGGAGCCUCAAGCAGGCGCUCAAGUACCGGCGUAAUCCGUCGGUGCUGGUCGACGCGUUUGCGAACUUGUUUCAAAUAGCAUUUCACAUGGGAUUCUCCGAAGAUAUUGCCUGGAUGCAGGAAAAAUCUCUUGAAAUCGUAGCGGACAACGUCAACAACGUCGAUAUGGACUACAUGAAAACUAUAAUAAGAUAUUACACAGCGUUGCUUAUGUGCCAAACAAUCCGCUCCACGAAGUUGCUAUCGAUCGAGCUGGGCAAGGUGGUGCUGAAGAUCAGCGACACGUUGCAGUACAAAAUUGGCGAGUGGCACAUCAUCCCCAUCCUGGCGGAGUUGUUGAUGUCCCAUCGGAAGGUGUCCGAGGCCGUUACCAUGCUGUACAGCUUCCAAAACCUGGCCGAACGCUACCAGGACAGUUCCGGGAAGGCGUGGUACUACGCGAUCGCCAUCGACAUUCUGCUGGACACGAGCUGUUGCAUUGCAACGUACAAGCAGUGCGAGAAUUUCUACUUGAAGAAUAGUGAAGCUUUGGGCUACCAGAGGGAUGCUUACGCGGUGACCCGGCUGUACGCCGAUCUUUGGCUGUGGUGCGUUCGGUAUGGGGCGUGGGAGAUUGCCGACACGUGGAUGAAUAAGCUGCAGGAGGUGUUUGUGUUGACACCGCACGAUUCGAUGAUCAACGUGCAUACGGCGAUUCGGGUCCUGGAGGGACUGAUUCUGACGCUGGUGAACAAGAUUGAAGCACGUAGUAUCCUGGCGAUCGUGCGUCUCCAGAGUGAGAUCGAGGACCUGUGCGAGAAAAUUGAAAACGCGCUGCAGAUCAGCAAGUGUCAUGAAGUCAAAUUCAACCUGCGGAAAAUGUACUACAAACAAGUGGUAAAUCCCUCGGCCAAAACCAUGAAGAAACUGACCAAUCUUCGACGGUUGGCCAUCCUGCGGAACGAUCAUCUGUGCGCUGAAAAGAUCCUUCACACCAUGCAGUACUGGCGCUGCGAACUACCCCCGAAGAUGGCGUCCUUCUGGCUAGACCACUGCUCCAGCGGAAGCGCAACCGGUGCCCGGAAUAGUGACAUUACGCUGGGCCGAUUCCAGUACGAUUACACCAGCUGUGUGCUGAACAACGAGAAAGUCUACCCGUUUUCGCUGCCGUUGCCGCGAGCUCGGUACUUUUGAAGAUGCGAAAAAAAAAACGAUGAAAUCUAAAUUUUUAGAAGGACAUUUUGUUUUUAUCGCAGGUGUAAAAAUUGUACUUCUGCGUAUCGUGUUGAAGUCCUUGAGACUGUUUUUGAUGUGACUCCUAAAUAUUGAUAUGUUUACGAAAA